Messenger RNA from Acomys russatus (golden spiny mouse), 2443 nucleotides. RefSeq names its product sphingosine-1-phosphate receptor 1 (gene S1pr1). Gene Ontology annotation, biological process: angiogenesis; sphingosine-1-phosphate receptor signaling pathway. Lineage: Eukaryota; Metazoa; Chordata; Mammalia; Rodentia; Muridae. Gene Ontology annotation, cellular component: membrane. Gene Ontology annotation, molecular function: sphingosine-1-phosphate receptor activity. The record is from RefSeq and is a predicted model, not a curated record. Bases 4 to 1152 code for a protein of 382 amino acids. The transcript has a single exon.
GCUAUGGUGUCCACCAGCAUGCCGGUGGUGAAGGCCCUCCGCAGCCCAGUCUCAGACUAUGGCAACUAUGAUAUCAUAGUCCGGCAUUACAAUUACACAGGCAAGUUGAACAUCGGGCUAGAGAAGGACUAUGGCAUUAAGCUGACUUCAGUGGUGUUCAUUAUCAUCUGCUGUUUCAUCAUCCUAGAGAAUAUAUUCGUCUUGCUGACUAUUUGGAAAACCAAGAAGUUCCACCGGCCCAUGUACUAUUUCAUAGGCAACUUGGCCCUCUCGGACCUGUUAGCGGGAGUGGCUUACACAGCUAACCUGUUGUUGUCUGGGGCCACCACCUAUAAGCUCACCCCCGCCCAGUGGUUUCUGCGGGAAGGGAGUAUGUUUGUGGCUUUGUCUGCCUCAGUGUUCAGCCUCCUUGCCAUCGCUAUUGAGCGCUACAUUACCAUGCUGAAGAUGAAACUACACAAUGGGAGCAACAGCUCGCGCUCCUUUUUGCUCAUCAGCGCCUGCUGGGUCAUCUCCCUCAUUCUAGGUGGCCUGCCCAUCAUGGGCUGGAACUGCAUCAGCUCUCUGUCCAGCUGCUCCACCGUACUCCCGCUCUACCACAAGCACUAUAUACUCUUCUGCACCACCGUCUUCACUCUGCUCCUGUUGUCCAUCGUCAUCCUCUACUGCAGGAUCUACUCCUUGGUCAGGACUCGAAGCCGACGCCUGACCUUCCGCAAGAACAUUUCCAAGGCCAGCCGCAGUUCCGAGAAGUCUCUGGCCUUGCUGAAGACGGUGAUCAUUGUUCUGAGUGUCUUCAUUGCCUGCUGGGCCCCUCUCUUCAUCCUAUUGCUGUUGGAUGUGGGCUGCAAGGCGAAGAACUGUAGCAUCCUGUACAAAGCAGAGUACUUCCUGGUUCUGGCUGUGCUGAACUCAGGCACCAACCCCAUCAUUUACACCCUGACCAACAAGGAGAUGCGCAGGGCCUUCAUCCGGAUUGUAUCUUGUUGCAAAUGCUCCAAUGGAGACUCCACUGGCAAAUUCAAGAGGCCCAUCAUCCCAGGCAUGGAAUUUAGUCGCAGCAAAUCAGACAACUCCUCCCACCCCCAGAAGGACGAUGGGGAUAACCCAGAGACCAUUAUGUCUUCUGGAAAUGUUAACUCUUCUUCUUAAAACCGGAAGUUGUUGAUACUGGGGAAGCGUUCUGACUUCUUCACCCACUACCCCAGCAUUUCAAAAACGUCUCUCUCCGCUGCUUCCAGGAAGGAGCCACUGGGAGCCUGAGAGAGGGAGGGAAGGGAGAAUGUGCGGCCUGGUGAUACCAUGAUGUAGGUAGGUAGUUCCUGUGAACAAUGCACUAGGAAGGGUGGAGAUCAGGUCUGGCCUUCAGUGGGUUUCCUGCCCCCCCCCCAAUACCCCGGAGCUUUGAUUUUUGCACUGAGCCAAAGGUCUAGCAUUGUCAAGCUCCUGAAAGGCUCAUCUGACCCCUUCUCAAAGGCUAAGGUCCCAAGAGAAAGUGUCCCUGGAGUUUUGAGAUGUGAUCUUUCACUGUAAUGACAAAGCGAGUAUGUACCCUUUAGCUUGGUUGGGUGGUGUGCAUGUCUCCACCUUCCCUCCCCUCCUCACCCUGUCCCCCCUUCCCACCCCUUCUUUAUAUGCUUUUACUUUGUUCAUCAGAAGGAGGUCAUGGAGAGCUCUGUUUCCUGAUUGUCUGUGGCUGGCAGGGAAGGGUAUUUGUUGAGGCCAAAGUAAGCUGGGUCAAGCUGUAGGGGAUUUGAUAGGCUAUUCAGAUAUUAAGAUGAAAAUGUGGUCCUUAUUCCUCAUGAAUUCCUCAUGCCGAUUACAACCAAAUGGGCAUGUAUUUGUAAUAGGAAUAACGAAGCCCACUUCAUUUGAAUUAUAUCAGCCAGAGGCUUAGAUGAUACAGAAGAGAAAGAACAGAAUGCAGUGAAAAGCAGAGCUAACUUUUGCAAACCAAGAGCUGUUUCUUAAUGUCGUUCCCUAACAAAUACAACAUCUUUGGCACUUUUAUCGAUGAUUUCGGAGUGUUGUGUGAUCCAUUUCAACCAGCUGGGGAAUGGUUGUAUCUCUUUUAAAGAACAAUUUAUGGUUUUUGAAUGUAUUUGUUUCUUGGAGGUCAUCUUAUUGAAUUUUGUUCUAACCUGUGUUAACACCUUUGAACGUGUAGUUCUUUUAAAAGUGCCACCCUCUUGUACCUGAAAAAGCAUUACUUUAACUGACAGGGAUCAUCAUGAAUUCUUCAUUUGGCUGUCAUUAGAUAUUGAUGGUGGGUGUAAAUGUUUCAGAGAAUAAAAAUAUGUUGCUGUCUCUUUAGUGUGGUUUUCAGUGCAAUUAAACCAAGAAAUGUCUUUUAAAAAUAGUAUUUAAUAGGUUUCUGACUUUUGUGGAUCAUUUUGCACAUAGCUUUAUCAACUUUUAAACAUUAAUAAACUGAUUUUUUUAA